AUGGAAUUAGACACAGACGUGCCUAUGGAGGAUGUCGAAGACUUGAAACAAGCCGAAACCGGCUCUGGCCCGGACGCUUCCCCCCACAACAACACCAAGAAGUCUGACUUGAAUCCGUCCACUGUGGGCCAGUUGGACGAGUGGAUCGACAAGUUGUCUAAAUGCGAGCCUUUGUCGGAAACAGAUGUCAAGAAGUUGUGCGAUAUGGCCAUUGACGUUUUGCAAUUUGAAGAAAACGUCCAGCCUGUGCAAGUGCCUGUGACCAUCUGUGGUGAUGUCCAUGGCCAGUUCCACGACUUGAUCGAAUUGUUCAAGAUUGGAGGACCCUGUCCCGACACGAACUACUUGUUUAUGGGUGAUUAUGUAGACAGAGGCUACUACUCGGUGGAAACUGUGUCGUAUUUGGUUUGUAUGAAGGUCAGAUACCCCAACAGAAUCACCAUCUUGAGAGGAAACCACGAGCUGAGACAAAUUACACAAGUGUAUGGUUUCUACGAUGAAUGUUUGAGAAAAUAUGGCUCGGCUACAGUGUGGAAGUUAUUCACCGACUUGUUCGACUACUUCCCCAUCACCGCCUUGGUAGACAACAAGGUGUUCUGUUUGCACGGAGGUUUGUCGCCGAUGAUCGAAACGAUUGACCAGGUCAGAGAGUUGAACCGUAUCCAGGAAGUGCCACACGAAGGACCUAUGUGUGACUUGUUAUGGUCAGACCCCGACGACCGUGGUGGAUGGGGGAUUUCUCCCAGAGGUGCCGGUUUCACGUUUGGACAAGAUAUCUCCGAGCAGUUCAACCACACCAACGACUUGAGUCUCAUUGCGAGAGCGCACCAGUUGGUGAUGGAAGGCUUCAGCUGGUCGCAUCAGGAGUCGGUGGUGACCAUCUUCUCAGCACCAAACUACUGCUAUAGAUGUGGGAACCAAGCAGCCAUCAUGGAGGUGGACGAACAACAUAAUAGACAAUUCCUACAAUACGAUCCUUCUGUUAGACCUGGCGAGCCAACUGUGACCAGAAAGACGCCCGACUACUUUUUAUGAGCCUAAUGUUGUUUACUGUUUUGUUUUGUUAUAGUAGUGAUUUUGUAAUCUACUAUGAAUGUUCUAAUAUAUAAAG
Scheffersomyces stipitis CBS 6054 is the source of this 1111-nucleotide messenger RNA. It is a transcript of the gene PPH21, whose product is annotated as phosphoprotein phosphatase 2A catalytic subunit. Lineage: Eukaryota; Fungi; Ascomycota; Pichiomycetes; Serinales; Debaryomycetaceae. Gene Ontology annotation, biological process: peptidyl-serine dephosphorylation; mitotic cell cycle. The record is from RefSeq and is a predicted model, not a curated record. The transcript is spliced from 2 exons. The coding region runs from base 1 to 1035 and encodes 344 amino acids. Gene Ontology annotation, molecular function: protein serine/threonine phosphatase activity. Gene Ontology annotation, cellular component: cytosol.